This is a messenger RNA of Fusarium musae, 297 nucleotides long. RefSeq lists its product as uncharacterized. The record is from RefSeq and is a predicted model, not a curated record. Lineage: Eukaryota; Fungi; Ascomycota; Sordariomycetes; Hypocreales; Nectriaceae. Bases 1 to 297 code for a protein of 98 amino acids. The transcript is spliced from 3 exons.
AUGAAGCACUCAGCCGUCGCUCUUCUCGCCUUUGCCCAGGGCAUUGUUGCUAUCCCGUCCCUGCUGGGGCAGAUCAAGCAGAGCCAGUCCAAGGUUUUGGUGCCUGAUCAGGAUAUAUCUCUUUCUAUCAAGCUUUCGCAGGUACCUAUGCACAGGGACAAGCCCCAGACUAAGCAGGAUGAUAUCUGCUGGCUCCUCUGUGCUUCUGAGGAGAUUAAGUGCCCAGAUGGGUGGCUUCUAAACGCUACAUUGAGCAGUCUCGAAGCAAUGCCUAUGGGCAUCAUUGCCUUCCAAUAG